Messenger RNA from Penicillium samsonianum, 2007 nucleotides. Its product is annotated as DUF3433 domain-containing protein. The record is from RefSeq and is a predicted model, not a curated record. NCBI's taxonomy places the organism in Eukaryota, Fungi, Ascomycota, Eurotiomycetes, Eurotiales, Aspergillaceae. Bases 1 to 2007 code for a protein of 668 amino acids. The transcript has a single exon.
AUGUCGAUCACAAUUCCUUCUCUGAGCAAGACGCUUAAUUUGAGCUGCAAACACGGGGAUCUCUCAUCUCAAUCGCGACAGAUUGAACACGAGAUAUCUGGACGGCGGCCUUCCUCCCUUCGACGACGAGUGUUGAUCGUAUUCGUGAUCACAUUCUGUGGGGUCAUAGCUGCUCUCGAAGCACUCAACCAUGUCUCCCAAGCUCAUCAUGAAAUUGCCUCUUCAGUCGAAAGCCGCCACUACCUAUGGACUUACGGACCCGCUGCCACCUUCACUGUCAUCGCUACCUUUUGGUCGCGUGUUGAAUUCCAAGUGAAUCAACGAGCGCCAUGGAAGUCCAUGGCUGAGAAGCCCGGAGAGGCCAAGCAGUCCAUCCUCUUGGACUAUGUAUCCGAGAUGCAGCUGGCUUCAAUGGUCAAAGCCAUCAGAAACAAGCACUUUGACGUGGCGGCUGGGGUUACGUGCUCUAUGCUUUUGCGUCUCUUGGUCGUUUUCUCAACCGCUGUCUUUUCAUUGCAAACGGUUCAAGUACAUCGAAAGUCCGUCCCAAUUCAAUUCUCAUAUGAUUUCAGCGCAAAGGACGUCACUUUCGAUGCUCCCAUUGCCCAAGCAAUCGAUAUCCUCAAUCGCGUCCUGUUCGAGAAUGGCACCCAUCCCAACGGUACCAAUGCAAACCUGGCUUUCCAACAAUAUUCCGCCCCAAGCCUUGCUCCAAAUGCCAUUAUCACUGCACCUGUGGAUGGUAUGAUGGCAGACUUAGGCUGUGAAACUGCAAGCAUCGACACAAUGAAGUGGGAUGUAACGAAUGUAGCUGGUCACGGCCACCAUCCAAGCGCCCAGGAAUCUAAGGGGGUUAAACUGAUAACUCCAUCGUGCACAAUUUCCAACCUGGCCCUGGAUGCAGCGCUGGAUGGCGUAACCCCCUACAUCGCGAGGUUCACUUCUGGUCAAUGUGAUGGUUCAAGUGCCGAGGACGGUAUGCGCAUCGUGCUCACUUUGGCCGAGAUUGGUCUGGCCAAGGAGAUUCGGAACACUUCCACGUUAACCGGAACCGACGCAACGACAGAGGUAAUACUCAAUCGCUCAGUUCAGCUGAUCUGCAAUCCGACAUACUCGCUUGUAAAACUGCAAGCUGAAACGAAUACCAGCCAAUUCUCUUCGUCUGUUAGCCUGAAAAGAAUCGGAUCCGAAAGCUCUACUUUGCCGAACUUGACCGCAUGGGAUAUUGCUAAGACUUUCCUUUCGGAUUUUUCCUCCGACGCCUCAUUCGUGAGACCAAAUCAAAAUCAGAACCCGUUCCAUACCAACGAUGAUCUAUCUCAGAAUAACACAGGUGUCGAUGUUGCCUUGCAACUCGGCGCGUGGCUUGCUGGAAUCACUGGCAAUAUCGACAAGCUCUUUGAAAAUGGCGCACUUGAUAAUGCGGCUUCUUCCUAUUAUCGCGCAAUGGCUGCCCAGUUUAUGAACAAGGGGUUGACACAGAAAAAUCGGUCAUCAACCAUCGGCCAGGCUAUUGAAAAUGAAAAUCGAAUUGUCAUGACACAGCUCUCUCUUCGCGUGAUGGAGGUUUGUCUGAUACUAGGGAUCCUGCUAGCGGUUUCCAUGCUCUUUCUGGGGCCACGCACGCCUAUCGCACCUUGGAACCCGACUUCCAUUUCAUCUGUUGCCGCAAUCAUGGCAAAGAGCAACGAAAUUCGUCGAUCACUUCGCGGGACCGGUGUGGCUCCAUCAGAUGUGCUUUAUGAUAGUCUGAAAGAACGGCGCUACUAUUCACAAUUUACGCCCGAAGGCUUUUUGAUCAAAACAGAAAGAGAUGAUAUCAAAAAAAACGUCGACAACCAAGAAAGCCACACCCCGGCAUGGGCACCAUUUCCCGGUCUUAUUGCUCGUGGUGCCAUCUUCACCGCAGUCGCUUUACUUAUUGCGGCCUUGGAGAUUGCAUUGCAUGUCUCGCAGAAGAACGAUGGACUGGGAAACGUCUUCAAUGAAUAUCACCAUUACCUGUGA